Molecule: messenger RNA, 4176 nt
Organism: Haliotis rufescens (red abalone)
Lineage: Eukaryota; Metazoa; Mollusca; Gastropoda; Lepetellida; Haliotidae
Product: nascent polypeptide-associated complex subunit alpha, muscle-specific form-like
Exons: 7
Coding region: 1-3264 (1087 amino acids)
Source: RefSeq, a predicted model, not a curated record
AUGGCAGUAGAGCGGGUGACGGGUUGCAACUCCUGUCCUAUCGACGGCAACCAUGACAAGUGCGACGACGUGUACAACCCUCCCCCGAGGAUAGAGAUAGAACCGGGAAUGUGUGACAAGAUUGGGGACCUCCCUAGUGAACAGACCAAACUCUGCAAGAAGUACGACAAACAUCCCGGAUACUACGUUUCCUGCUCUAACCAAGGCAUGACCUUCUCCUGCAAGGCCUCUUGCGGGGUUAAGGUCGAAGACGUCGGCAAGAACUUCACAAUUAACGACAAGCUGAAGGACAUCAUGUCUAAUGGACUCCUACAGGGCCUGAACACCCCACACGACAAACAUGACAAUCUUUUAGACGGUGUCGGGUUCGGCGGAGACCUUCUGAGUUUUGCUAACAAGCCGGCCACACCUGACCACGAUAAGCCCAAUCCAUCAACAGUCCAAUCUCACAAAGCAGGGCAUGCCAACUCAUUUAACCAGAAUCUUGUACCCCAAGGUGCCUACAAUGUUUAUCAACCUCUUGUUAUCCCCAAUCAGCAGAACCAACAGCCUCACACAAAUUUCAACUUUCAGCAGCUCCCUCAACCUGGCCACUCUGUUCACAACCCCUUCCCGUCAGGGCCUUCCAACUUCCCUGGAACUCCCUUCUUCCCCAGCAACGUCCAACACCCAGCCCCAGCCUCUCCUGUACAUGGUCCCGGGUCCCAAUUCCUGCCUUUAAAUCUCAAUGCCGGAUAUCAACAAGUACCCAAACCUAACGCUAAUGUUCCUAAACCCAACCCUUCCCUACCUGCACGUGGACCUGGAUCCCCCUUUCUUCCAGCAGAUCUCAAUACCGGAUAUCAACCAGCGCCCCAAGCUAACGCUAAUGUUCCCAAACCCAACCCUUCCCUACCUGCACGUGGCCCUGGAUCCCCCUUUCUUCCAGCAGAUCUCAAUGCCGGAUAUCAACCAGCGCCCCAAGCUAACGCUAAUGUUCCCAAACCCAACCCAACCCCACCUGCACGUGGCCCUGGAUCUCCCUUUCUUCAAGCAGAUCUCAAUGCCGGAUAUCAACCAGCGCCCCAAGCUAACGCUAAUGUUCCCAAACCCAACCCAACCCCACCUGCAGGUGGCCCUGGGUCCCCCUUCCUUCCAGCAGAUCUCAAUACCGGAUAUCAACAAGCACCCCAACCUAACGCUAAUGUUCCUAAACCCAACCCAACCCCACCUGCACGUGGCCCUGGAUCCCCCUUUCUACCAGCAGAUCUCAAUGCCGGAUAUCAACCAGCGCCCCAAGCUAACGCUAAUGUUCCUAAACCCAACCCAACCCCACCUGCACGUGGCCCUGGAUCCCCCUUUCUACCAGCAGAUCUCAAUGCCGGAUAUCAACCAGCGCCCCAACCUAACGCUAAUGUUCCCAAACCCAACCCAACGCCACCUGCACGUGGCCCUGGAUCCCCCUUUCUACCAGCAGAUCUCAAUGCCGGAUAUCAACCAGCGCCCCAAGCUAACGCUAAUGUUCCCAACCCGAUCCCUACCCCACCCCCACGUGGACCUGGGUCCCCCUUCCUUCCAGCAGAUCUCAAUACCGGAUAUCAACCAGCAUCCCCAACUAACGCUAAUGUUCCCAAAUCAAUAUCUCCACCACCAUCUCCAACGGGCCCUACAGAUUUGAAGGCCGGCUUCCAGUCUGCUUCCCCAGUACCCAUUACCCCUACGCCAGCAAACGCUGACCCUUCUGCAGUCAACCCUGUUCCCCCACAAGGUGUAACUCUACCCAAUGCUGAAUCCGAUGUUAACGCAUUGCUGAGCCACCCAGCUCCAUCAGCACCAUCUGCAGUUGUGCUCGAUGUUUUCAAAACACACUCUCACACGGGGUACCUCCCACCCGUCUUAGCUACCAAUGCACCAAUUGGCGCAAGUAAACCUCUCCCUGGUCCAAACCCUACAGGUGCCCAAUCGCAACAGUCUGAACCAGUACCUGUUAAUCCAUUAAACAAUCUUCCAACCCAAGUCGUCAAUAACCCUGCUAGUUCUCUCCCGAAAGAACAAAACUCACUUCCACAUACCAUCGAGAACAUUCCUGCUGGCAUCCCUCAAUCAAGCUUACCAGUUGUACCGAAUCCCUCAGUCAUCAGUGCUCUCCCCACAAACUCCGGAUCCAACCCUGCCGUCCCCCAAAAUGCUGUGGAUAAACCUAGCCUUCUCAGUGGACCAGCCAACAACGGUCAAGCCACCUACUCCAUCCUACCUUCUCUUCCCAGCAACACCCACGGUGGCACUGCUUCCGGUCUUGCCUCCUCCCCCGCUUCUGGUCCUACUUCCGGUCUUGCCUCCUCCCCCGUUUCUGGUCCUACUUCCGGUCUUCUUUCCUCCACUGGCUCCGGUCCUGCUUCUCAUCCUGUUUUAGGUUCAGUUCCUGGUUCAGAGUUCGGUCCUCUUGUUUCAAGCCCUGUUGACACUCAUAAUGCCAAAGGGUCGUAUACUGGAUUCACAGGCUUUGCUCCUUUCCCUGACCCCUCAAACUUCAACACUGCCAAAGGCCACCCUGCACCCCAAGUCCCCACCCUCCCAGCCCUCAGUCUCCCAAACGUGCCAGCAUACAACAGCAUCCAUGGCAAUGUUAGGCCUCAGAGCCAUCAUCCCAGUGCUGGUUCUCAACAGAGUGGUGAUCCCUUCUUCGGAUUUGGCUUUGAUAACUAUGGGGAUAACAGUGGUUACCAGAACCUCGGUGGCUUCAACAAUGGCAACAAUGGCAACAAUGGCAACUACGGCAGCACAAACAACCAGCUUGGACAGCUCACAGACAGCCUACACAAUCAGAUGAAUGACCUCAAAGAUACCUCAGCGUCUGGAGCUAAAUCUCACGGGACGUCCAGCUCCACCAACACCGGCAAGACAUCCUCCUCCUCCAACAUCAACUCCUACAACACCGGCUCCAGCAACGCCGGCUCCACGUCCGGUGGCGAUUCUACUCACGACCUUGGAGCUGUCAAUGCAGGUCACGACAUGACCAACGACAAUGACCUUUUUACUGGCUUUGGUAACAUGUUUAGUGGCCAAGGUGGAUCCAGAUCUGGUAACCAUGGCAACGGGUUCCACGCCAACCCGGUGUCACACGCCAUGUUCAACCAGCUGAGCAAUCACCAGGGGUACUUCCAGGGGUUCCAGCCAUUCAACAACUUCGUGGCCCCACCCAAACAAGGAAACAAACAACAGCCAGUCUCCAAGAACAACAUCUUCAGUAACGACCUCUUCGACUUCAUGGGACGUCGGCGUUAGAAGAAACUGCACCCACUCGAACGCACCACUACUACAACGAAAUGGAAAAUGAAUUAAACCAUUGGAUUUGUAUAUAUUUUUUUCUGAUCCACCAUUAUACUGUGUUACAUAUACAUGAGAAAACUGUUUCUGUUUAAAGUGUAGGGGUAGCAAUAUUUUGUCCAUAUGUGCAUAAUCUUUUAUGUGGUUUGUUGUUUACGUUCCAGGCAAACAGUGCAAGUGACUGGUUAUAAUAAAUAUUGAAAAUAGCUUUACUUUCUAAGACUCCCAUCCUUGAUGAUCUAGGGUAUUUUAUCUCCAUUCUAUUGUGAUAAAUACCCUGGACUCAUUCGUUACCUUUGCUUCCUUUUAUCCCGAUACGAAAGACAUGGCGCUAUAAAUAGCCGUCAAGUCAAAUUAUUCUCAUGAGCCAGAGAAACCACGUUAGAGACAGGAGCGAGAGACGAUUACGUCACUUCCGGAACGAGGGUAUGUUGACGAAUGGGUCCAGGGCCCACUUGCACAAAGCGAUCUUAGCGCUAAGACUAUUGUAAGCCUAUGUUAAAGUAUCUUAGCGCUAAGAUCGCUUUGUGCAAGUGGGUCCAGGGUAUAUAUAUUAAUAGAUUGGGGGCACUGUACCCUUGGUACGUGAGGACGAAGGCCUGGUGGUGUACGCUAUGUUGAGUUGCUUCCCUUAUAUGCCAGAAUCCGCUGAUUUCUGCCCGAUUAUGACUCUUGGUCUGUCAGGCCCGGACGACGGGUUUCACCUCAGUGAUAAAGAUGAUCUUGCCUAGUCUCCAUUGGUUUACCUCCCACAUUAAACUGACACGCUGUGAUAUGACUGAAAUACUGUUCAAAGCAGCGUUUAAAGAAAUCACUCGACAGACGCUAGGUGUAAAUUUGAUGUUGUGAAUAAACUACCUUCCAACAAUA